AUGAAAGGCGAACGGCCCGUGUCGCAAUGGAAAGCGGAAGCUGGGCCGACGCAGCUGGGCGACUGGUCAGCCGGCGACAAGUCGGCGGAGGUUCCACUUCGCUGGCCUAAAGGUCACCCACCACGCCUCGUCCGCGCGGCAAGUGUCCGCGCGUCGCGACCGCUGCGGCCGAGCGAGCGAGAAAGCUCGCCGGCAUCGUGUGGAGGGCCCUGCCCAGUGCGCGCUCCGGUCUGCUCCAGUGAAAGUAGUUCGCCGCCUCCUUUAGUGGCCGCUGCAGCUCACCGGGAGGUAUGCCUCGCGGCUGUGCUUCUGGCAUCGGCCACAGCUGAGGAUGCUGCAGGAAAGGGGGCAGAGGCCACUAAGAAGGACAAGCGUGGGAUUCUCUACGGAGGUUACGGCCUGGGAGGUGGUCUAGGAGGCGCUAGCCUCGGGAGCUACGGAGGAAGCCUCGGAGGCAGUUACGGUGGCAGCUACGGAGGCGGCUACGGAGGCGGCUACGGCGGCGGCUACGGCGGUGGUUACGGCGGCGGCUACGGCGGAGGCUACGGCUAUGGUGGAGGCUACGGCUAUGGUGGAGGCAUUGGCCUGGGCUCCGGCGGAAUCGGUCUGGGCAGUGGCUUAGGCGGAGGCCUCGGAGGAGGUCUCGGCGGUGGUCUCGGUGGUGGUCUCGGAGGUGGUCUCGGAGGUGGUUUCGGAGGAGGUGCCGGCAUCGGCCUCGGCGGCGGCGUCGGGGCUGUAGCCAUCGCUCCGACCAGGACCGUCGUCCAGACGGUGACCGUCCCGGAACCUCAGCCCGUCCCUGUUCCGGUGGAGCGCCCCGUCCCAGUUCCUCAGCCCGUCCCCGUCCCCGUCAGUCGCCCCGUGCCCGUUCCCGCGCCUUACCCAGUCCGUGUGCCCCACCCUGUGCCUGUUCCAGUCCCCAGACCUGUCCCAGUUCCAGUGAGUCGCCCUGUCCCUGUGCCCGUUUCCCGUCCAGUCCCCGUUCCAGUCCCACAGCCGUACCCCGUGCGAGUACCCCACCCCGUCCCGGUGGCCGUUCCCCAGCCUUACCCCGUAACUGUACCUGAACCCCGCCCCGUAGCUGUGCCCGUCCCAGUCUCCAGCGGAAUCUCCUCCGUCGGCAUCGGCAGUGGAAUCGGUGCCGGUGGUAUCGGCGGAGGAGCCGCACUCAUCAGCUCCGGCAUCGGUUCCGGCAUCGGUUCCGGCAUCUCUGGAGGCAUCAUCUCGUCCGGAUCACUCGGCGGUGGAUACGGAGGCUCCUACGGAUACGGUGGUGGAUACGGUGGUGGAUACGGAGGUGGAUACGGUGGUGGCUACGGCGGCGGCUACGGCUCUGGAGCCAUCAUCUCCUCCGGCAUCAGCAGUGGAAGCCUCUACUCUGGCAGCCUCUCAGGCAGCUACGGUGGUGGAUACGGUGGCGGCUACAGAGGCCACUCGAAGAUCUGUCGCCUCCUCUCGCAGCAUCCACAGCACGCAAGCAACAUGAGGACGACUGCGCUGGUGUACCUCACAGCCGUGCUUCUGGCAUCGGCCAUAGCUGAGGAUGCUGCAAAGAAGGACACCCCAAAGAAGGACAAGCGUGGUAUUCUUUACGGAGGACUCGGUCUGGGCGGUAUCGGGGGAGGCGGCAUCGGCGGAGGCUACGGCUACGGUGGAGCCCUUGGCGGCGGUUACGGAGGCAGCUACGGCUACGGUGGCGGAAUCAGUAGCGGCUAUGGAGGAAUCAGCGGUGGCUACGGAGGAAUCAGCGGUGGCUACGGAGGAACCAGCGGCGGAUACGGAGGAAUCAGCGGCGGAUACGGAGGAAUCAGCGGCGGAUACGGAUACGGUGGUGGUAUCGGCCUCGGCUCAGGCAGUAUCGGAUUGAGCUCUGGCGGCAUUGGCCUCAGUGGAGGUGCUGGUGGGAUCGGUGGAGGGUCCAUUGGUCUUGCAUCAGGUGGGGCAGGCAUCGGUUCCCUUGGAAGCGGCCUCGGUGGUGCCGGAAUCGGCAUCGGGUCAGGUGUGGGGGCUGUAGCAGUCGCUCCGACCCAGACGGUCGUCCAGACCGUUGCAGUUCCUGAACCCCAGCCCGUGCCUGUUCCAGUAGAUCGCCCAGUCCCUGUUCCCCAGCCCGUUCCAGUUCCAGUCAGCCGUCCUGUACCUGUCCCCCAGCCGUACCCCGUCCACGUGCCCCACCCAGUCCCCGUUCCAGUGAGCCGACCAGUCCCCGUUCCAGUGAGCCGUCCAGUUCCAGUCCCCAUCUCACGCCCCGUCCCUGUCCCUGUGCCCCAGCCGUACCCCGUGCGAGUGCCGCACCCAGUUCCAGUCGGUGUCCCUCAGCCGUACCCUGUGACUGUCCCUGAACCGCGACCUGUACCAGUCCCAGUCCCUGUAUCGACUGGAGUCUCCUCUGUUGGCCUCGGAAGUGGAAUUGCUUCUGGAGGAUCCUUCGCCGGUGGUUCUGGAAUAGGAUCUGCUGGCCUCAUCGGUGGAGCUGUGUCAUCUGGCAUCUCCGGUGGAAUCAUCUCGUCCGGUAGUUCCCUGGGUGGUGGAUACGGCGGUGGAUACGGCGGUGGAUACGGAGGCUCUUACGGCUAUGGCGGUGGAUACGGAGGCUCUUACGGCUAUGGCGGUGGAUACGGUGGUGGCUACGGAUCUGGAGGGGUAAUCUCCUCUGGCAUCGGUAGCAGCAUCAGCGGUGGAAGCCUCUCAAGCGGCCUGUCCGGUGGCUACGGAUAUGGUGGUGGCUACAGCAGCCAUGCUAAGGUCUGGUAAGGUGCCGGCCAAGCAGCACUCUCACAGUUGAGUGUCAUCCAGGUUGUUCCACUUCAUCCUCCCCAUCACCAUCGAACCACCUGCAGUAUCAAAGCAACUCAGUAGUCUCCAUUGGCCCGAUACCAUCCUUCACAAACAGUGACAGAGAGAAUUGACAGUCGGUCGUAGGAAAGGGCUUCAGAUCUCAGAAACAGAUGGAAGCAGCUUUCUUUUACUAAAAUCGUGCUGUGAUACCAAUUACGGAUAACGAAUGUCAAUUCUUGUGGCUGUUUCCUUAGCCCCAUUAUUACAUGUACUCAUUAUGUGUGAUCAUGUCAUCUCCACGCUAUUCUCAUAUGUUUACCUUUUCA
This is a messenger RNA of Schistocerca piceifrons (Central American locust), 3104 nucleotides long. RefSeq names its product elastin-like. The transcript is spliced from 4 exons. The record is from RefSeq and is a predicted model, not a curated record. NCBI's taxonomy places the organism in Eukaryota, Metazoa, Arthropoda, Insecta, Orthoptera, Acrididae. The coding region runs from base 1 to 2754 and encodes 917 amino acids.